AUGGAAGACUCUAGUUUAAAAACAGUUUUACCUACACCAGAAGAAACAGAAGAACCAUAUUCAAAGAAAUUUAAAAUUGAUAGCAAUCAAGUGAUCUUUGAGAGGGGGCAACAGCAGUUAUUUGAAAUAUGCAAUGAAGAUAACAAAUCAGCAAAUAAGUUUCUGUGUUUUCCUAAAACAUGGAAUUUUAGUCAACAUAAUUUGGAGUUACGAGAGAAAAGCAGUACAAUUUUAAAAAACAGUGUAAGACAACAUGCAAAUUUCAAGAUGUUUAUGAAUGCCAAAUUACAAUCCAGAUUGUUAGAAAAUAUUCCGUACAUUGGAAAAUGGCCUUCUAAUAGUUGUACUACUCUUAGGAAUGGUAGUUGCAAGUUAAAGAAAAAUAAUUCAGAUUUCAUACAACUUGAAUCUUUGGUCUCAUAUGCAAAAGAAAGUGAAACGGCAACAAAGACAAAUAUGUCAAAGACAAAUGAAUGGCCAACAAGAGGUAUAAUUUUUUAUAUUAUCUUGGCAGAAAAGUUUAUUGCAAGAAUAGAAUCUUUAUUUGGAGAUGUGCCAGAAUUUCAAAAUAAAGAAAAGAACCCAGGUUGUUGUCAUGCGUAUAAAAUGUUACAGUCAGAAGAACAACAUCUUAUUUCAAAACCAGUUAGAAGUUAUGAAAAUAGUGAUAAAGAAGUCUUAAAGUUCUGUUUUCCAUUUAAAUAUUUUAUGAAUGGAAAAAAGUCAGACUUUGAAUCUUUGAACUAUGAGUAUAAAAAUAUUUUACAUAAGAACAAUGAUAUUUUAUCCUACAAAAAGCAAAGAAGAUUUUAUAGAAGGAAGAAUUUCAGAAGAAACAAAAUAUUUCGGCACACAUAUACACUUUAUUCAAAAAAAUGUGGAAUAAAUCUUAAAUUAACAAAAGGUAUUGCUUUUGAACUGUUUUUACAAAGUAAAGGAACAUAUCAUUACACCUCAUGUUCUACAAAACAAAAAGGUGAAGAUUCAAGAGAAGAGCAUUUUUCUUCAGAAACUAACAGAAGAGAUCAAUUUGAGUUAGUACUGGAAGAGCUUCGUAUGUUCAAUGAAAUUAGUAAGGCAAAUGAAAAUAGCCUGUCACAAACAGAAAUAAAUAUCCUUGAGAAAGAAUCUCAUGUACUAAAUUGUUCUGACAACAUACCAGAUCAAGUUAACAGAAAUAUCAAUCCAGUCAUUUCCACAACUGAUAUUACUAUGAGUUGCACAUCUGGGGUAAAGCAAAACAGCUAUACAAAAAGUUCAUUUCACCAGAACAUACAAUUUGGAGAGCAAGAGAUACCCCACAACUACAGUUCAAAUCUGUCAGAUGAAGAAUUGUUCUGUUCAUCUUCUGAAAAACGUGCUCAUUGUAAACAAUCUUUCUCUUGGAACCCUGCAUUCGUAUCUCAAACAUUCACAAAAGAAGGAAGCUAUAAUUUAACAACAGAAAGAGGAAACUGUUUACUCAGUGGAAUUAUAAGAAUACAGCCUCUGAAAACAUGUUGCGGUCCUUUAAGAGUUGGAUUGUCAAGGAAAGCUAAACUCAAGCAGCUUCAUCCGUAUUUAAAAUAG
This is a messenger RNA of Notechis scutatus (mainland tiger snake), 1569 nucleotides long. RefSeq names its product RAD51 associated protein 2 (gene RAD51AP2). NCBI's taxonomy places the organism in Eukaryota, Metazoa, Chordata, Lepidosauria, Squamata, Elapidae. Gene Ontology annotation, cellular component: protein-containing complex. The record is from RefSeq and is a predicted model, not a curated record.